This is a messenger RNA of Corapipo altera (White-ruffed manakin), 267 nucleotides long. RefSeq names its product myosin-7-like. The annotation marks the transcript as partial. The record is from RefSeq and is a predicted model, not a curated record. The transcript is spliced from 4 exons. NCBI's taxonomy places the organism in Eukaryota, Metazoa, Chordata, Aves, Passeriformes, Pipridae.
GAGUUCAGCUACCGGACAGAGGAGGACAAGAAGAACCUGCUGCGGCUACAGGACCUGGUGGACAAACUGCAGAUGAAAGUCAAGGCCUACAAGCGGCAGGCGGAGGAGGCGGAGGAACAGGCCAACACCAACCUGGCCAAGUUCCGGAAGGCGCAGCACGAGCUGGACGAGGCCGAGGAACGCGCCGACAUCGCAGAGUCCCAGGUCAACAAGCUCCGGGCCAAGAGCCGCGACAUCGGAGCCAAGAAGCUGCACGAUGAGGAGUGA